UGUGGAUGUGGGGUGUCUUCCAGCUUGAGAAGCUCGUGGCACUGGGGAUUAGUUUCAAAUCUGUUGCGUCCAACGCUUGAUGGUGGAGUCCCUCCUUCAAAUCCGGAUAAGUGUCGACUCUCUAUCGAAAUGAAUUCGCUCUUUAACCCCUUCUUCAAGGUCAAGCACCUCAAGGAGCUGAGAGAGGAGGAGCGUGAGGAAUUCUUUGAUUCCUUUAACUUGGUUUUCUGCGAUUGCGAUGGUGUGAUUUGGUACCCCCUGCGGGACUUUAUACCCGGCUCGGCCGCGGCCCUGGCCCACCUGGAGUUUCGUGGCAAGCAGGUGACCUUUGUGACCAACAACAGCAUUAGUUCCAUGAAGGAGCACAUCGAGAAGUUCGCCCAACAGGGACAUCUGAAGAUUGACGCGCACCAAAUUGUGCAUCCUGCCCAAACCAUUUGCGAUCACCUGAAGUCUAUCAAGUUCGAGGGACUCAUUUACUGCCUGGCCACGCCGCCAUUUAGGCAACUCCUUAAAGAGGCAGGCUUUCGGCUGACUGAAGAGAGUGGCCCUGGUAUCAUCAGGAGCCUCAAGGAUCUGCAUGAGGCUAUCUAUGGCGGAGAACCCGUGGCGGCUGUCGUCAUCGAUGUGGACUUUAACCUGUCGGCAGCCAAGAUGAUGCGUGCCCAUGUCCAGCUGCAGAAUCCCAAGUGCCUGUUUCUGGCCGGAGCUGCUGAUGCCCUGAUACCCUUCGGCCAGGGCGAUAUAAUAGGACCAGGACCUUUUAUUGAUGUGGUUACCCAAUCCGUUGGCCGUCAGCCAAUUACAUUGGGCAAGCCGGGAGAGGAUCUGCGCCAGCUGCUCCUGCAACGUCACCCGGAUGUACCGCCGAAUCGCGUUCUCUUUGUGGGCGACAGCCUGGCCAGCGAUAUUGGAUUUGCCCGAGCCAGUGGCUACCAGACCCUGUUGGUCCUAACCGGCGGCACGCGGCUGGAGGAUGUGCAGCGGCUUCCGGCUGGCCAUCCCCAGGUACCGGACUAUUUGGCCGAUUGCCUAGGGGAUAUAUGUGGCGCUGAUAAUCGCUAA
Drosophila kikkawai is the source of this 1065-nucleotide messenger RNA. Lineage: Eukaryota; Metazoa; Arthropoda; Insecta; Diptera; Drosophilidae. The record is from RefSeq and is a predicted model, not a curated record.